Daucus carota subsp. sativus is the source of this 915-nucleotide messenger RNA. RefSeq lists its product as uncharacterized. The transcript has 7 exons. Bases 85 to 756 code for a protein of 223 amino acids. NCBI's taxonomy places the organism in Eukaryota, Viridiplantae, Streptophyta, Magnoliopsida, Apiales, Apiaceae. The record is from RefSeq and is a predicted model, not a curated record.
UUACACACAUAGAUAAAGUCACGUACACAAAGUGCAUCUUCUUGUUGUCCUCUUCCUCAGCAAGUGAUCUGCAGAUUCGCAGCCAUGGCACAUACAACAACUUUCAUUUUUGUAGCUUUACUGUUUCUUUUCUUGCAAACUUGCUGGUGUGACACUAUUGAUGACUUGAAUCUGGCUCCGAUCUUCUCUCCUAUAUUUGAUAACGUUUGUAAAGCUGUAGAAUGUGGGAAAGGGAGUUGCAAAGCUUCGCAAAAUAGCACUUUCUUUUUUAGUUGUGAGUGUGAGCCUGGUUGGAAGCAAUCUUUCUCGGACGAUGAUGGGGACUUUAGGUUUCUCCCUUGUAUCAUCCCCAAUUGUAGCAUGGACUAUUCUUGCACACACACAAAAGCCCCCGCUCCUGCCCCUGUUCAGGAUGAAGACAAACCAACUAAUGCAUCAAUUUUUGAUCCUUGUCGUUGGGCUGACUGCGGAGGAGGCAAAUGUAACAAGACAGCCCAAUUUCAAUACACUUGUCAAUGUGAAAAAGAUUACUAUAAUCUGCUCAACGCCACUUAUUUGCCAUGCUUGAGAGAUUGUGCACUUGGAGCGGACUGUGCAAAUCUUGGGAUCUCAAUAUUGAAACCAUCGUCAUCUGCUUCACCAUCAACUUUGCCUGAUAAAAAUUCUAAUAGAGCUUCUGCAAUGCCAGUAGGGAUCGUCGAACAGUUAACAAUGGUGGUAUUGUUGGUUUUUAUUAUACAAGUAGCAUAUAGUUGAAUAAAAAGAGAAGAUCUGAGAAAUUAGCUGCAGUCUGCAGAAGGAGCCAGGGAGGUGAGGAAUAGUUUAUAAGAAUGCUUAAUAGUCUGGACAUUAUUGCUCUACAAAUUUCCAAUAUAGUUUGGGGUUCGAGUCCCUGACAUACAUAUUUUAGUAGUA